Molecule: messenger RNA, 1998 nt
Organism: Microstroma glucosiphilum
Lineage: Eukaryota; Fungi; Basidiomycota; Exobasidiomycetes; Microstromatales; Microstromataceae
Product: FAD/NAD(P)-binding domain-containing protein
Exons: 3
Coding region: 1-1998 (665 amino acids)
Source: RefSeq, a predicted model, not a curated record
AUGACUAUCCCGCUGUCCAAUGGCAAUGGCCUCAAUGGUCACGCUCUCCCUUCGCAGCAACAGCAACACACCCUCCCUGUCGUCUCGCAGCAGCCCACCCCUUCUACCUCGACUGGUAUCGCAAAGAUUCUCAUCGUCGGAGGAGGACCAGCGGGAAUUGUUUCUUUGAGGAACUUUUUGCAGGAUGAGUCUGCAGAGGGGGGAAAGGAGGGAUUGGACGCUGUACUUUAUGAGAGGAGGGAAGAGCUGGGAGGGGUGUGGUACCUCGACCCUAGCACUCUGGGCCUAGAGGAGAAGAACGGCUACCCGUCCAACCGCUGGCCCAUAGCCACACCCUCACAGCUCCUCUACCCCUCGCCCAGCUACCCAGCCUUGAUCGGAAACGUUUUUCCCCGCUUCCUCACCUUCUCCGGCCACCCGUUCGAGAAGCCCGCAGAUCAAUAUCCUACCCUCGAAGAGACCUAUCGCUACCUCUCCUCUGUCGCGCGACCACUGAGGAAUCAUGUCCGCACAAAGAGGGACGUCAGACAGGUCUGGGAGCUUCCCUACCUGCCCGCACUCAGCGGCGAGGAAGGUGCUCUGCCUCGCUCUGGUGGCUGGCUAGUGCAUACUGCCGAUCUCUCCACCAAUCCUCCUACGGACCUCUAUGAGCACUUCUCUGCCAUCUCCUUUUGUCCCUCCUUCACCACCCACCCUUCCUACCCAAACAUCCCCGGCCUAGCAGCAGCCAUGCGUCUCGCUCCGCGAAAGAUCCACCACGCUAAGUGGUACCGCACCGUCGAGCCUUUUUGGAGGAGCAAGAAAGUCGUAGUGGUUGGGAAUGGCCUCUCCAGCAACGAUAUUGCUGCGCAGAUUGUGGGCAGGAGGAGGAGGGAGUGGGGGGAGGAAAUGAGAGAGGGCGAGGAGCAGGUGCUCAGGGCGCUGAGGCAUGACUAUGUCGAUAUGUUCCCAUCCCUUCCCGAUGCCCGCUACCGCGACAUCCCGCACGUUACUCGCAUCGAUCUUCGACCGUCGGAUGACGCGUCAGAGCCGUCUCUGGACAUCACACUGGCGUCGGGAGAAGUUGUGACGGACGUAGACCACCUGAUCUGGGGCACGGGAUACCAGAUCGGUGUUUACGAUUGGGUCAAUGUGCUCGCUCGCGAACCUACCCAGUCCGACGUCGCUGCGCUCAGUGAGGCUGGCAUCACUCUAGACGGCGACAAAGGCUGGAGGGUUGAGAGUCAGCUCAACAAGGAGUCUCUGGCCCAAGCCACGACUGCACUUGAGUCUCUUUGGGUCAGGCUCACCCCUCCUGCUAGGUACCCCACUGAGGACAAGGCAAAGUCCGCCCAAGCUCUGCUGCCUACGGUCACCACAUCCUCCCCAAGUCCUGAACCCUUGGACUUGCUGCAGCCAAGGCGGGUGCCACAUCUCCACUCGCACAUGAUGAGUGCACGCAACCCCACCCUUGCGUUCGGUGCCCUCAUUAUCUCUGCCACACCCUUCGUCCUGGCAGACCUGGUGAGUCGAUACAUCCGCCUCGUCUGGGAGGCCGAGCCAUCCAGCGGCAAAGGCCACAUUCUUCCGUCCACCUUCGAGGAACGUCGCAAAGACGAAAUUGUCCGAUUCCACGAGCUCGAGAAGACUCGAGCAGAUCUGGAAGCAGGAAGCGCAGACGCUCUCUCCGGGUCCGAAACGGACGACUCCCGCAUCAAGCCAAAGAAUGUUGUCACUGUCAAUGGCACUGUCCUUCCUGCUUUGCCACCCUCCGGCCUUCUCUCCUUCCACGUACUGCGGGAUCAGGAGUUACCACUGCAGUGUCGCUUCCGAAAUACCUUCUUGCAGUACAAGCCUUGGCUGAGAAAUUUGAUCGGACUCAGAGAUGAAGAGUGGGAUGAGGUGGAGCGAGAAGGUCAUAGGAAAUCGAUGUACUCGGAGAAGAAAAAAUGGCUGCAGCGCAGGAGGGACGAAGAGAGGUUGCACUCACAGGAGAAGAAGACCAACGGGUCUAGCUAG